UCUGCGUUCCGUGAACCCGGAAUCUUCGCUUUGCCACCGACUAUCUCUGUCCCUUUCCAUUUAAACCCGUUGUGUGUGAACAGUGACAGUUUUGGUUGUUUAAAAAGUCGUCAGACGAUUUUUGCCCCGAACUUUCACCGGCAACAAAACAAUUAGGUCAACAAUGGGGGUUCUCGCAAAAACCGGUGGCCUGCGGAUGUCGGCUCAGAAGCAAGAGACUCUGCUCAAGCUCUCUAUUCUUUCCAUCGCAGCAGUUUUAUCUUUUGCAACACGCUUAUUCUCCGUCUUGAGAUUCGAGAGCGUGAUUCACGAGUUCGAUCCUUACUUCAAUUACAGAACAACAAAAUUCCUGGCAGAGGAAGGAUUCUACAAUUUUCACAACUGGUUCGAUGAUCGUGCCUGGUAUCCGCUAGGCAGGAUAAUCGGAGGUACCAUCUAUCCUGGGCUGAUGGUUACCUCCGCCGCGCUCUAUCAUCUCGCUUGGCUCCUGAAUAUCACGAUCGACAUCCGAAAUGUCUGUGUUUUUCUCGCGCCUCUGUUCUCCAGCCUGACGACCAUUGUUACAUACUUGCUCACGAAAGAACUGAAGGACUCUGCUGCAGGUUUAGUUGCCGCAUCAAUGAUAGCGAUAGUGCCUGGUUAUAUAUCGCGUUCCGUAGCUGGUUCCUACGACAAUGAGGGAAUAGCAAUAUUCUGCAUGCUAUUUACGUACUACAUGUGGAUAAAAGCUGUGAAAACUGGAGCGAUAUUGUGGUCCGCCUUAGCCGCAUUGGCCUAUUUUUACAUGGUUUCAUCCUGGGGAGGAUAUGUAUUUCUCAUAAAUUUGAUUCCUCUCCACGUUCUCACGCUCAUGGCUACUGGAAGAUUUUCGCACAGAAUUUACGUCGCCUACAGUACGCUUUACUGCGUCGGAACUAUUCUCUCCAUGCAAAUAUCUUUCGUCGGAUUCCAACCCGUUCAGAGCUCCGAACAUAUGCUUGCCCUCGGCGUCUUUGGUCUCUGCCAAAUCCACAGCCUGGUAGAUUAUCUGCGCAGCAAAAUGUCGACUGCUGACUUUGAGCUACUUUUCAAGGCGCUCGUCUUCUCCAUGGCUGCCGCAUCCUUGAUCGUUGGGGGCGCGCUGACUGUAACGGGCAAGAUCUCGCCUUGGACCGGACGUUUCUAUUCUCUACUCGAUCCUUCGUAUGCUAAAAAUCACAUCCCCAUCAUCGCGUCGGUCUCCGAGCACCAGCCGACAUCCUGGAGUUCAUUUUACUUCGACCUCCAGAUUUUGGUCUUCCUGUUUCCCGCAGGGCUCUAUUUCUGCUUCUCAAAAUUAACCGAUGCCAAUAUUUUUCUCAUCCUCUACGGCGUCACCAGUAUCUACUUUGCCGGUGUGAUGGUUCGAUUGAUGCUAGUUCUCGCUCCUGUAAUGUGCAUUCUCUCCGGUAUCGGUGCGUCGUCGAUGUUGUUGACUUACAUGAAACAGAUAGAGAGCAAAAAAGUUGUCGACAAAAAGUCGAAGAAGUUUGAGAACAAUUACGUGCUGCGAAGCGAGAUCGCCACUUUAUUUGUGGCCGUUAUGUGUUUCCUGUUCGUAUCUUACACACUCCAUUGCACUUGGGUUACUGCGGAAGCCUACAGCUCUCCGAGCAUAGUACUUUCUGCCAGAUCUCCCGACGGCGGACGAAUGAUCUUUGACGAUUUCAGGGAAGCUUAUUAUUGGCUCAGAAUGAAUACACCGGAGGAUGCAAAGGUUAUGUCGUGGUGGGAUUACGGCUACCAGAUAACCGCGAUGGCAAAUCGAACGAUACUAGUAGACAAUAAUACUUGGAACAAUACGCACAUAUCAAGAGUCGGCCAAGCGAUGGCAAGCUCUGAAGAAAAAGCCUACGAAAUAAUGAGGGAACUCGACGUUGAUUAUGUACUUGUCAUUUUUGGAGGUCUCACGGGCUACUCAUCCGAUGAUAUUAACAAGUUCCUUUGGAUGGUUCGUAUCGGUGGAAGCACGGAUAAAGGAAAACAUAUUACUGAAUGGGAUUACUACAGCCCGGCAGGGGAAUUUAGAGUCGACAAAGAAGGCUCACCUGUCUUGCUCAAUUGCCUUAUGUACAAAAUGUGCUAUUACAGAUUCGGACAGGUCUACACCGAGGGGGGCAAGCCCUCUGGCUACGACAGGGUCCGGAACAUGGAGAUAGGAAACAAAGACUUCGAGCUUGACGUGCUCGAGGAAGCUUACACAACGGAGCAUUGGCUCGUCAGAAUUUACAAGGUCAAAGAUCUUCGUAACAGAGGAAUUUGAGAGCACCAAUGAACACAAUAGAAAUAAAUAAAAAUAUAUAUACAUAUACAUACAUAUAUGGUAAGCAGUACAUCAUUGAAUUGAUAAACGUUGAAUUUUUUAUAUAACUUUGAAACAAACCCGGGUAGUUUCGCUCAAUGUUUUUCCUACGAAUAAACGUAAUUUGAAUGCUAA
Molecule: messenger RNA, 2455 nt
Organism: Athalia rosae (coleseed sawfly)
Lineage: Eukaryota; Metazoa; Arthropoda; Insecta; Hymenoptera; Athaliidae
Gene: Stt3A
Product: dolichyl-diphosphooligosaccharide--protein glycosyltransferase subunit STT3A
Exons: 12
Coding region: 164-2281 (705 amino acids)
Biological process (GO): post-translational protein modification
Cellular component (GO): membrane
Molecular function (GO): dolichyl-diphosphooligosaccharide-protein glycotransferase activity
Source: RefSeq, a predicted model, not a curated record